This is a messenger RNA of Corythoichthys intestinalis (scribbled pipefish), 4272 nucleotides long. RefSeq names its product gastrula zinc finger protein XlCGF26.1-like. The transcript is spliced from 3 exons. Gene Ontology annotation, molecular function: DNA-binding transcription factor activity, RNA polymerase II-specific; RNA polymerase II cis-regulatory region sequence-specific DNA binding. Lineage: Eukaryota; Metazoa; Chordata; Actinopteri; Syngnathiformes; Syngnathidae. Gene Ontology annotation, biological process: regulation of transcription by RNA polymerase II. Bases 265 to 2253 code for a protein of 662 amino acids. The record is from RefSeq and is a predicted model, not a curated record.
GAUGCGCCCGUCACGAUCGGGUAAUGACAAGGGGAAGAGGAUUAGUAAUGAUUUUUUCUGUGUGCGCAUCUUGUAUUUUUUAGUUAAUUUCAGUCACUUAACGAAACCGAAGCUUCGACGACGUGUCCGACAUUAGCCACAUUACGGACUCAAACAUCAGUCUUCAAGUCUCAGCACUCGUUGAAGGUUUGCAACCUACUUUAGUUUAGCCUAGCUGGCCAACCACUAACAAAGCUGCAAGGCACGUCGUCAAGCGUUGAGAAAAUGUCCGGGAAACCGGCACUGGCUGCAGUAAAGUUCCAGGAGGUAAAAGAGGAGCCCCCACGCCACCAAGACUCGACUGUGUGUAAAAUAAUGCACGCAAAGGCUGUUCUUCACACUCUAGAAGAUCUGAAUGUCACCCAAGCUCAUCGUCCGGCGCACCAGGAGUCUGCAUGCAUCAAGAAGGAGGGGGAGGAAGAGUCACCAUACAUGAAGGAUGAGGAAGAGUCCAUACCCAUUCAAGGUUUCAGCAAAUAUCUUGGUCCUGACGCUCAACAACUUAAGAGAGAAGUACAACUUCCAAUCAAAAAGGAGGAGGUAGAGCUGCCAUACGUUAAAGAGGAGGACAAUAUCACCAUGUCGACCGGUGAGCCCUUGAAUGGCGAGGAUGGUCCGAGUGAGGUCAGCAGAGGGACGGAGCCUCCAAGCAGCAGCAGCAGCUUAACAGAAGGAUUGCAAACACAGAUUUUCCUCGCUCCAUCAAACAGAAAUGGUGCUAUGUCACACUCACCUUACAAGGAUGAUCAUGGUCAUAAGAAAUCUCACCGUGACGGCCAACUCUGCAAAUGCUCUCAGUGUGGGAAAACCUUUGCUAAUAACGAUACUUAUCGUAUGCAUAUGAGGAGCCACACCGGUGAAAAACCUUUUUCCUGCUCAGUUUGUGGUCAAGGGUUCACUCAAAUUUCCCACUUAAAAGCGCACACAAGAACCCACACUGGUGAAAAACCUUUUUCUUGCUCAGAUUGUGGAAAAAGAUUCACUGGAAAGACAUCCUUACAAAUACAUACACGAACCCACACCGGUGAAAAACCUUUUUCCUGCUCAGUUUGUGGUCAAGGAUUCACUCAAAUUCCCAACUUAAAAGCACACACAAGAACCCACACUGGUGAAAAACCUUUUUCCUGCUCAGAUUGUGGUAAAAAAUUCUCUGAAAAAAGCAACUUGAAACGACACACAAGAGCCCACACUGGUGAAAAACCUUUUUCCUGCUCAGUUUGUGGUCAAGGAUUCACUCAGAAGAGCAGCCUUGACAGUCACACAAGAACCCACACUGGUGAAAAACCUUUUUGCUGCUCAGAUUGUGGGAAAACAUUCACUCAUAAGAGUAGCUUUGACAGACACACAAGAACCCACACUGGUGAAAAACCUUUUUCCUGCUCAGAUUGUGGGACAACAUUCACUCAUAAGAGCAGCUUUGAAAGACACACAAGAACCCACACUGGUGAAAAACCUUUUUCUUGCUCAGAUUGUGGAAAUAGAUUCACUGGAAAGACAUCCUUACAAAUACAUACACGAACCCACACUGGUGAAAAGCCUUUUUCCUGCUCAGAUUGUGGUAAAAAAUUCUCUGAAAACAACUUGAAACAACACACAAGAGCCCACACUGGUGAAAAACCUUUUUCCUGCACAGAUUGUGGAAAAACAUUCACUCAGAAGAGCAGCUUUGACACACACACAAGAAUCCACACUGGUGAAAAACCUUUUUCCUGCUCAGUUUGUGGUCAAGGAUUCAGCCGUAAGGGUACCUUAAAAUCCCACACAAGAACCCACACUGGUGAAAAACCUUUUUCCUGCUCAGUUUGUGGUCAAGGAUUCAGCCAUAAGGGUACCUUGAAAUCCCACGCAAGAACCCACACUGGUGAAAAACCUUUUUUCUGCUCAGUUUGUGGCCAAGGAUUCACUCAAAUUCCCUACUUAAAAACACACACAAGAACCCACACUGGUGAAAAACCUUUUUCCAGCUCAGUUUGUGGUAAAAGAUUCACUCAGAAGUGCACCUUAAACACACACACAAGAACCCACACUGGUGAAAAACCUUUUUCCUGCUCAGUUUGUGGUCAAGGAUUCAGCCAUAAGGGUACCUUAAAAUCCCACGCAAGAACCCACACUGGUGAAAAACCUUUUUCCUGCUCAGAUUGUGGUAAAAAAUUUGCCCGCAAGGAUCGGACUAAAAGACACGUGUGUAUUGGUGUGAAAAGCAGUGGCCAAUGACUGUUUUGCCUGUCAUCCAUGUUGCCUAGAUCAGAUUGUGCACACAGGUCAAUUGUAGUCUGCAGAGUUUCCUCAAAUCCUGUUGAGGAUUGGCAGUAUUGGUGCUUUACAUGUGCUUUGUCCAAUCCUUGUAUAAUGUGGGUCCACACUAUUGCCAAAAGUAUUGGCUCACCUGAUUGAACCCUCAAGUUGAGUGGCAUUAUUUAUACAAUACUCUCCCUGUUUCAAAUUACACUUUUCACGGCUAAUAUUUGAAACACUAGACCCCAAAUUACAAAAAUUCUAAAUCAUUCAUCAAUAGACCCCACUCACGUGACGUCACAACCACGCCUCCGCGCCAUAUUGUCCGUCAGCUCGUCGUGUUUACGCAUUACCGCUACGUAAAUUAAUCCUAUUAUGGUGUGUUUUUCUGCUCGUUAACAUUAAUAAUCAAAAUGGCGAAGGCGUGUGUGGCGGUUGGUUGCAGUAACAGAAAAGAUAGACGGAGAGACUUGAAGUUCUACCGUAUUCCGAGAAACACGGAGAGGAGAGCGAGAUGGACUGCUACAAUUCGACGAGAAAACUGGGCACCAAACAAUCACCGCAGAUUAUGUAGUAGUCAUUUUAUAUCUGGUAAGAUGCAUUUAAUAUGUAUUUAGAGGGUUUUGGGCUGACAACCACAAUCAAAAUAAUUGCGAGGCUAAUCGCCGACAGGAUACAGUUUCAAAUUCAAGAUGUUUAUUCCUUCCGCCAUCAUUAUUUUUUGAAUAAUAUUUAGCUGGUACCAAGCGAAAGAAGCUGGCCUCGUCUCCGGAUCAUCAGUUAAACAGGGGUGUCCAGAUUUGGUGUAGUAAAUAUGUGGGGGGGCUACCUUGGCUGAUUUACGUAGAACAAUAUAUUUAAACACAUUUUAGCAAGCCCUUCUGUGUGUCACAUUUGCUUUAUUAUUAUUUUUUUAAUUAAUAAUUUCAACAAUCUCGCCUUAGUGGCGUUCUCUUUCGACACUCGGGCCCUUGCGAAAUACUGCUGCUGUGAAAUUAAACUAGCUUCAAGUUGCUAUAAUUUCUCGCUGCGUAUCUACCCUGUAAUGUUGGACAUGUCAGCGUGUCUUGUUUGGUAAAAUCGCAUCACAUCGAACUCUUUGAAAACAGUGACUGUCUCUUUGCAAAUGAGGCAGACACAGUUGUUGAGUAUUUUAUUGAAGAAAUAGUCCAAUAUCCACCUAUCCUUGAAGCGUCGGCCAUCGCAGUCAACUUUUUUUUUUUUUUUUUUUUGUCGCCAUUUUAGAAAAUUGGAAGUAAAGGGUCUCACACUGGGUAAUGUUGCUUAAAGUGCUGCUCUUGAAGUUUUUCAAACUUUCGUGAGAAUAGGCUGAUUUUAGGUGGAUAAGAUAGUUGUAGAUAUCAGGGUAGCAGAUGUCAGGCAGAGAGGGCGAAGACAGCGGGUCGAAAAAUAUCCAUUUAGGCAUCAAAUAUGGAUCUGGCGAAUGGAUAGACUGAAGCUUUUCCACAUAACGCCUUUUAUGCAACGCAUCCAAUGAGUUUACAGCGUCUGAAAGCACCGGGGCUUCCAUGAAUUGCACUAUAAAUUGCACAACAAAUUGAAACCAUUGAGAAUACGGAUAAACAAUGACGGACAAUAUGGCGGCCGGAUACAGCGACACGUCAUUCUGUGACGUUGCUGAGUAGGGUCUAUAAUAUAAUUACAUAAAGAUGGAAACUAUGAUUAGAUGUAGAUGAGCUAAAAGAUAACAGAUUUCCUUAUUUUGGAAACUGAUGGAAAACCACUGAAAUGCCGAUAAAACUGCUUUUGGCACGGUUAUUCCUAUAACACUAAUUUUCAUUCAAUUUUUUUUCCCCAAUGAUUUGCAAAAUAAAAGUUAACAGAACCAGCAGUAACCCCAACCUCCAUCUCCUAAUCCCCCCCACAUUUCCUAAAUGCAAAACCUCCAUUUAAACUAAAGAAUAUUGGUUGUUCAUUAAAAUAGCGUACUGCUGUUGACAUGUCAUCUGUGCUCAUUAAUAUUCAUGACGUUAGCAA